Molecule: messenger RNA, 2179 nt
Organism: Zonotrichia leucophrys gambelii
Lineage: Eukaryota; Metazoa; Chordata; Aves; Passeriformes; Passerellidae
Gene: TAF1A
Product: TATA-box binding protein associated factor, RNA polymerase I subunit A
Exons: 10
Coding region: 186-1595 (469 amino acids)
Biological process (GO): transcription by RNA polymerase I
Cellular component (GO): RNA polymerase I transcription regulator complex
Source: RefSeq, a predicted model, not a curated record
GCUUCCCGGGACGCGGCGCCUGCCGGGAUCUCUCGCCCCUCCUGCAUGCGGGGAGGCGCCGGCCUGAGGGGGCGGCCCGGCCGCUGCCCGCCCGGCUCGGCCUGAGCCCCCGCUUUCGGCUCGGCCGGCGGCUCCCGCCCCCUUGAGCUGCAAGGUGAGGUUGGAGCCCGGCUGUCCGCGGCGCCAUGGACAGCUUCCUGGAGGAUUAUGAGGAGGCGCCGGCGGUGGUAGUGGGGGGGAAGAGAAGAAGGAGGAGGAGGAGGAGGAGCCCCGCCACUCAGGCGGCCUUGCAGCCGCUCCUGCACCUGCCCUUCCUGCCGCCGCAGCCGGUAUCUUCCAAUGAACACAAGUCAAACUUCAAGAAGAGCAAGGAAGCAUGUUUAAGUUACAUUCAGGAUGCCUUGCUCCAAAAGCAGUGGAAAAGGGCUGCAGAGUUCCUGACCUGCUAUGUUGAGUCACUAGAGAAGGACUAUUCCAGAGAACACAUAGGUCCAUCAGAGAUGAUUUGGAGAAUAGGAACUGAAAUUUUGUGGCAUCAUUCCCAAAGCAGGAUGAAAGAGUUCAGCUGUUUCAUGGAACAGAUGAAAACUUUAGGAGUAAAAAGGUACUUGAAGGUCUGCUUGGAGCAUGUCUUCCAUCUCCUCUGUAAUGGGCAAAUAGAUGAAGCCUACCAGAACCUGUCCCUGGCAGAAAGCUGGAGGUUUGGAGAGCAAACAGCCAUUCAGGAUAAGGAAAUUAAGCUGAUUCAGGCUUACAGGGGACUCUUGGACUACUGUAGCUGGUCUAAGCAGAAGAAAAUCCUGUUAGAACAUGGUGAGGAUGGAUUUGCAGACUUGGCUGUUGAGCAGGAAAUGCACAGUUACUUCCGGAAGGCAGCAGUGAACUUGAAGGAGAUUAUUAAAAUACCUGGAGUCUGGGAUGUCUUUGUGAAAUGCUAUGUGGAUUUGCUGGAGUUCUAUGGAGAGCACAAUGAGGCCCGCCAAGUGUUAAAUGAAUAUGCCUACAACUCAAAGUUCCCUGCUAACCCCAAUGCCCAUGUCUACCUCUAUCAGUUCCUCAAGAGGCAGGGUGAAUCAAAGAAAUCCCUCCUAUCUGCACUGAAGAUCUUGCAUGAUAUUGUUCCUUCUCAUGAACUAAUGAUAGAUUUUAAUACCAUGCUUCAAAAAUCAAAGAAAAGAAAAAAGCGUCAACUGGGCCUAGAAGUUAUUUUUGCAGCCUUGGAUUAUGCUGGCUGGAAAGAAAAUGCAAAAGCAUGGAGCUGUUUGGCAAGACAGGUGAAACAAAUUGUAAUCUCUGAGAAGCAUCUUGACUGGAUCAAGCAAGAGUGGAACUCCAGGAAGGACUGGUGGCCAGACUUCCAUUUUAGCCGUUACUUGGCAAAACGGAAUUGGCAGGAAAAUAAAAGCCUUUCACAUGAAAAAGCUCUGGUGGCUGGAAUUCUACUGGGAAAGGAUUGCAAAUACUUCAAAUAUGUAUCACACCAAGGCUGCAAAGCUCGGCUGAAAAGGUUUCGGAUGCUGAAGAAGUUUGUGACUAGGCACAAUCCUGUCUACCUGAGAAUAUCUGGUCCUCCAGAUUGCUCUGUUCAGCGUUGAUGAGAAGGUUUCCUUAAGGUUCUUGGUACUUUUUCCUCUCUGUAAAACUGACUUUUGUGUUGGUGGUACUCCAGAACCUUUAGGCAGACCCUAUUGACUCAGUACUAGACUUUUUAAAAAUAUAUUUAUGUAAAACCACUUUGGUUGGUAUUUAUUUUAUAAUAAAAUGAAUAUAAAUCAAGUGAUAAUGUCUGAAGAAAGAAUUACAGAAAGAAUUUCUGUAAUGUUACUCUAAUAUUUGUGUGAAAUGCUAACAGUGUUGAUUUCAAAUACAUCUUAAAAGAGCAGAGGCACAGAAAUACUGAGAAAUUCUCUACCUCCUGGAAGAGACUUUUUUUUGCAGUCAUGCCCAUGAGUUGAAAUAUGCAGUGUCGCUGUGUUUGGAAAGCAAAUGUUCAUGUGUUAUCACAAACCAGAAUUCCAGUUUCUUUGAAAACAACAACAAAAUGGUUUCCAAAUACUACUUCUGUUUUAAUGCCGUAUCUGUAGAAUUCUGGAGGGUGAAGUGCUUGAACCUCCCUCUGGGAUUUUGGUCUGGGUUCAGAUGGGUCUUGUGAGAAGUGUCUUAAACAUUAAGUGAAAUA